Molecule: messenger RNA, 3800 nt
Organism: Nilaparvata lugens (brown planthopper)
Lineage: Eukaryota; Metazoa; Arthropoda; Insecta; Hemiptera; Delphacidae
Gene: NELF-B
Product: negative elongation factor B
Exons: 14
Coding region: 296-2059 (587 amino acids)
Biological process (GO): negative regulation of transcription elongation by RNA polymerase II
Cellular component (GO): NELF complex; nucleus
Source: RefSeq, a predicted model, not a curated record
UGUGUUUUCGUUUAUCGUUUGGAAACAACGGAGCUAACCUCUGUAAAUCUUAUUUAUAACUAGGAAUUUAAAAUAAACUGAUAACAAUUUACUAUUUUUUUAAACGAUUGACAUUUCAAUUACUUUUCAGCUAGAGAGGACCUUUUUCGUCGAUUUGUUGACCGGUGACUAAAUAAAAUCAGACUUCAACAAUGGAGCCUAGCAGAUCGGGCUUGAAAACGUGAAAUUUCUACAGUAGGCUGUUUGAUAGUUCUAACUUGCCAAGCUACUGCAGGCCUACUAACAGUUGAGAAAAAUGAGCAAGAUCACGGGAACUGGAUUAGAGGAGAUAGGAGUGCCAGGCCAGAGUUUUCUACGAGAAUCUCUGACGAGCUGUACUGAUCCUCUCAAGGCUAUUGAAGAAUUUCAGCUCGAAAAUGGAAUUCUUCUUCCAUCUCUUAGACAAAUGCUCCCAUUAUUGGAUCUCCAUGGCGUUCGUAGACUAGAUUUCCAUACGUCUGUUCUUGAGGAGUUACGAGACCGUCUUGUCGCACACAUCAACGAAAUCGGCCAAAAGGAGGGGAAGGAGAAUGAGAGGAAGCUGAAAGAGAUGCUGUCCAAGAGCUUUCCUCUGGUGAAAGUGAAGGCGCUGAGACCAGUGGUCAUGUGCAUCCUCAGGAACACAUCGCACAUCGACGACAAGUAUCUGCGUAUUCUAGUGCGAGACAAAGAGCUGUACGACGACACGGACACGGAGGUGAAGCGGCAGAUCUGGAAGGACAACCAGUCGCUGUUCGGUGACGAGGUGUCGCCGCUGCUGACGCGAUACAUCCGCGAGAAGGAGAACGUGCUCUUCGACCACAACAAUCUCACCAACCUCUUCUUUGCGCCCUCGCCUAAAGUACGCCGUCAAGGCGAGGUGGUGCAGAAGUUGGCGCAUAUGAUUGGCACAAGCAUAAAGCUGUAUGACAUGGUGCUGCAGUUCUUGAGAACGCUGUUUCUGCGCACGCGCAAUGUGCACUAUUGCACACUUAGGGCCGAACUGCUCAUGGCGCUGCAUGACCUCGAAGUUCAGGAUAUUAUAUCUGUUGAUCCAUGCCAUAAAUUCACAUGGUGUCUCGAUGCAUGUAUAAGAGAAAAGAAUGUUGAUAUUAAGAGAUCUCGAGAAUUACAGGGCUUCCUCGACAGCAUACGUAGAGGCCAUGAACAGGUUUUGGGUGACCUUUCAAUGACUUUGUGUGACCCUUAUGCCAUCAAUUUCCUCGCCACUUCUGCUAUGAAAAUUCUACAGCAUUUAAUAAAUAACGAGUCACUACCGAGGGAAAAUACUGUUUUGAUUCUUCUUUUGAGAAUGCUGGCGCUAGGUCUGAGUGCUUGGGUUAUGAUCGAUUCUCAGGAAUUCAAAGAGCCAAAAUUGGACAGUCAGGUGGUGACGAAAUUCCUGCCGGCGCUGAUGUCGCUGAUGGUCGACGACCAGGUGAGGCAGGUCAACUCCAAGCUGCCGCCCGACGAGCGAGAGUCCGCCAUCACUAUCAUCGAACAUUCUGGUCCGCCACCAGACGCGUGCCAGGCGUACGUGCAAGAGAGCUCGGUGGCGAGCAUCAUUGCCAUGUACUACACGCUGCACACUGCCAAGCACCGCGACAAGGUGGGCCUGAUGCGCGUGCUCGGCGCACUAGCCAACUGCCACAGCGACCGCGCCUUCGAGGAUCCCUUCCUUCACUUCCUGGUAUCACUACUAAUUCACAUGGGAGACGAGUUCGCGGCCGAGGACUUUUGCACGGUGAUCUUCGACGAGUUCUUCUGCGCAGGUCUGGCGUCCGGCCUGGCCGAGAACGUGAUCAGGCAUGUGCUGAAGCUGCUCUGGUACGUCUACCCGAAGCUGCCUCCCGCCCGCCUCCACACACUCAUCAAAGUACUGCAGCCAAACUCUCAGCAUAACGAUUCUGUCCAUACCCUGUAUGAAACAAUCCAGGAGAAGAUAGGAAGUCAGCAAGAACCUCCAAUGAUUCCAGAAAAUCUAGAUUAUUUGGAAUCGCCUCUCAUGAGUGUGCCUAUGCCUACUCCAGCGCCUCUAUAAGGUUCAAUCAUAAUCACGCAAUUUACUCAUCAUUUCUUUUUGUUCAAUUUUGAAAGGUGUUUUAUACAUUAUCACUCGACCAAGCGCUAAACGUUGAAAUUUAUCCACCAAUAAUUCUCGAAUCACCUUCCAUCUUGCGCAUAUAUCAGUCAUUUUAACAAUAAUAACACCCACACCUUGAACUUUAAGUGUUUUGUAACAAAUGACACCUUUCUCAAUUCUGUAAGUAAUUUCAAUAAAUAUUUAUGUGCUUUCAAAGUUGUAAAAUCCUUUUAUAAUUACUCUGUAUAAUGAAGGAAAGAAUCGGCUUAUAGGAAGGGCAUAGGAAAUUCACGAAUGACGCACUAUCAAGUCUGAACUACUGGACUGAUUAACUUGACAUUUUUCAUAUAGAUUCUUAUUUUACCGAGGAUGGUUAAGGUAGACGCACACAGAUCGUCAUCGGACGGACGGCACGCAUCGGACGGAUCGGACGAUUAGAUUUGAAGUAUUGUUUUCAAUUGGAGCGCGCAUAACUAUACGGAUGCGGAUAGGUAUGCGCAAUGCGCACUCCAAUUGAAAACAAUGCAUCAAAUCUAAUCAUCCGAUCCGUCCGAUGACGAUCUGUGUGCGCCUACCUUUAAAGACCUAAUUUAAAUUCUUCAAGAUUCCAGUUGGUCAAGUUUUCAGUUUGUCUAAUUUAUUAUUAAAUCCUUGCGGAGCACGGGUUACCUGCUAGUCACAAAUAAAAAUGGCGAAUGAUUGAGAACAUACUGUUCAAGCAACUUCCAAAUAUUUUAUCUAUGUCUUGCCAAGACUUUAUCGCUCGCGCAAAACAGUUAUCACGCGACGCGAAGCAGAGUGUGAUAAUUUUGCAAGAGCAAUAAAGAAGCAUUACGGGCGAAUUACAUCAAAAUUUUGAUCUACGGUGCGAGAUUUCAGGUGUUCAUAUUGGCUGCAGCCCAAAAAAAUAUCAUUUGCAGUGCUGUGAUUGGUCAAGUAUGACUUCAACAAGCAAAAUUUCAAGAAGCUUUUUAAAUACGUAGUGUAUUUAAGGCAAUUUUGUCAAGCCAGUUCUUAGCUGGAAAUUGGCUUACUGAAGUUUACUUAGCUCAAGUCAACUUGUAAAAGUUUUUGAAUACGGCCCCAAGAGUGGGGGAAUGCGGGAGUUUCGGCUCACUUCAGGUGUCCUCACUGGUAUCACAAACUCAUGGGUUAUAACUGUUAGGACACUCUGUAUAUAUAUGCCUGUCAUUGGUUGAGUGGUAUUUUCAAAGAGGUUGUUUGAAAUGUUGUCUAAAAACAUUAUACAUACAUGGUCUGUAUUUAUAAACGAUUCUCAUGAUCGAACAUAACUUGAAUCGACUUUGGUUGCCUAGCAACCAAGUAAUGAAAAAGUGAUUAAUUCAUCAUUUACAGAUUCAUGAUAAAAAACAAAAUGUUAACUCAGCCAAGUUCGAUCUCAAAAUGCGCUCGAUCAUAAUGGUCACAAACAAGGUAGUUCUUAAAUGUGGUAUUAAAAAAGUAUUUCUGUUCCAAUUGACUGACUUAAUAUUGUGCCAACAGAAAUGGAAUUCAUUAAUAUUUACGGAAUAAAUUACUUCAUUUUAUAUCCUCUCAAGAUUGUAAUAUCUGUAGUUAUAUGUAUGUAUAUCUUGUAGACGUGCUAUUAUUACUUCAUCAUUAUGAGGAACCUUUUGUUGAGCCAUUGAUUUAAAUAUUGCAUUGUAUUUGAGAAUUUAAAUAAACGGUUUGUUUUGUA